Messenger RNA from Jatropha curcas, 2804 nucleotides. RefSeq names its product bZIP transcription factor 17. Gene Ontology annotation, molecular function: DNA-binding transcription factor activity. Gene Ontology annotation, biological process: regulation of DNA-templated transcription. The record is from RefSeq and is a predicted model, not a curated record. Gene Ontology annotation, cellular component: nucleus; endoplasmic reticulum membrane. NCBI's taxonomy places the organism in Eukaryota, Viridiplantae, Streptophyta, Magnoliopsida, Malpighiales, Euphorbiaceae.
GAAAUAACUAUGACCAUAUGGAAGAUCCCUUUAAAGUCUUCCUUUCCAAAACCCUCUCCCUCUCUCACAAACCCUAACCUGCAAGAUGAGUGAGGCGAUCAUCACUGAUCAUCCGCCUCCGCCACCGGUGGAUUCUGAUCCUUCCGGGGAGGAUUUCGAUUCUCUUCCAAUCCCUCCUCUCGAUUCAAUGUUCCUGUCCGCACAAGGUUCCUCAUCCGCAAGCAUUACUGCUGGAGAUGACUUCAUUUCAGAUCUGCCCUUUUCACUUGACGAUAAUUACGAUUUUGACAUCACCUUCGACGAUCUCGAGAACUUCUAUCUUCCUUCCGAGAACGAGCAUUUCUUUAUCCCCAAUUCUGCCUUUGAUUCUAGCCAAUCUGAUUUUCCCCAAGCCUAUGUUGCUGAUUGCACUGCUCAGCUGGUGAAUUCUGCAUCUACGGAGUCGGGUAGCUCUGGGAUUUCAGGCGAUCAUGGUUCUGAUGUUGCUAAGUAUUUGAAUUGCUCGCCUUCACAGUCUAGGAGUUGUAAUUCGGGUGAUCAGACUUCUGAUUCAGUUAAGGAAUUGAAUUUUCCCUCCCCUGUUUCUUCCCAGGGCUCUGGGAAUGGUGGUUCGGGUGUAUCGGAAGCCAUGAAUGCUCCUUCACCUGAUUCGGGUGCUUUUGUGGUUGAUCAGAAGAUCAAGCUUGAAGAAAUAAAUGCCAAAAAUGGCAGCUUGCCAAAGAGGAAGAAAGAGACGACUAGUGAUGAUACCAACGGUGAAACAAGAAAUCAAAAGUACCGGAGAUCAGAGAACGCCAACCCAAAUAUGAAUGCAAGCAAUGAAAAUUCUCAAUGUGGUAGUUUUGUUUCUUUGAGUGAAGAAGAGGAGAAACGGAAGGCAAGGCUUAUGAGAAACCGAGAGAGCGCACAGUUGUCCAGGCAGAGAAAGAAGCAUUACGUGGAGGAGCUAGAGGACAAGGUGAGAACAAUGCAUUCAACAAUUGCAGAAUUGAAUAGUAAAAUUUCAUUUUUUAUGUCUGAAAAUGCCAGUUUAAGACAACAGUUGGGUGGCAAUGGUAUGUGUCCGCCCCCUAUGUAUCCUCCAAUGGCACCCAUGCCAUAUCCAUGGAUGCCCUGUGCCCCUUAUGUUGUUAAACCGCAAGGGUCUCAGGUGCCCUUGGUUCCAAUUCCUAGAUUAAAACCACAGCAGCCCGUUUCUGCUGCAAAAGCUAAAAAGGUUGAGGCUAAGAAAGCAGAAGGUAAGACUAAGAAGGUUGCUAGCGUUAGUUUUUUGGGUUUGUUAUUUUUUGUUUUGCUUUUUGGUGGAUUGGUGCCAAUCGUGAAUGUUAAGUUUGGAGGGAUCAGGGAGAAUGGUAAUAACGGUCUGGGUUUUUUCAGUGAGAAGUUUUAUGAUCAGCACAGAGGCAGGAUCUUGAGGGUUGAUGGGCAUUCAAAUGGGUCUCAUGAGAAUAUGGGUGUUCGAAUUUCUAGUGGCAAUUUGGAUAUUGGUAGUAGAAGAAACUGUGGGAGAGGCAGGAAUGGGUGUUUGGCAUAUGAUGUUGAGACAAAGGGAGGAUCAACACAUUUACCAGACUCUGAUGAAGUUGUUCAUCUCAGUAAUGCUACUAAGCCGCUUGCUGCAUCUUUAUAUGUGCCAAGGAAUGAUAAGCUUGUGAAGAUUGAUGGUAACUUGAUAAUUCAUUCUGUUCUGGCUAGCGAGAGAGCUGGGGCCUCUCAUGAGGAUACUGAGAUGAACAAAAACAAGGAGACAGGUUUGGCAAUCCCCAGAGGUUCUUUUCCAGCGCUUGCUAUCCCUGAUGUUGGAAGCGGUAGAGGGAUACAUUCUCACUUGUAUCGGACUGCCAGUGAACGGAAGAAGGCCCUUGCUUCUAGGUCUUCUGAUACUUUGAAGGACCAUUUAAAGUCAUCUGCAGCUGAUGGUAAACUGCAGCAGUGGUUCCAUGAAGGCCUUGCUGGGCCAUUGUUGAGUUCUGGCAUGUGCAAUGAAGUGUUCCAGUUUGAUGCCUCGCCAGCUCCAGGAGCUAUUGUUCCUGCUUCAUCAGUUGCUAAUAUCACCACAGAGCGCCAGCAGAAUGCUACUCGUCACAAGGGGAAAAAUAGAAGAAUUCUUCAUGGUCUUCCAAUUCCCCUUCCAGGAUCUGACGUAAAUAAUAUCACAAGAGAACCUGUUGGGAGUUCUCAGAAAGACAACUUUCAAAGUAAUAAAUCAGUCUCUUCCUUGGUUGUCUCUGUGCUUGUCGAUCCCAGAGAGGCUGGCGAUAGUGAAGUUGAUGGCAUGAUCAAACCAAAGUCCAUUUCUCGGAUUUUUGUGGUCGUGCUUUUGGACAGGGUGAAGUAUGUUACUUAUUCAUGCGUCCUCCCACGUUCUGGUCUACAUCUAGUGACGACCUGAAAGGAUGGAGAGCGGCUGGAGUUGUGGACUGUCAAACUCUUCCCAACUUCAGCUUCCCAGUUUUGUAUAUAACAGAACAACUAGCAACUCUAAUAGUAAUGUAACCUCCUGAUCUACUUCCAACUUUCCUAAUCAAUACCUGUGAGAGUUGACUCACUAUAAAAUUUUAUAAGUUUUAAUGUUCUUAACAUAUUGUUGGGGGGUUUGGAAUGGUGUCCAUAAUCUUGCAUGUUAUGGAUGCAAAAUAUAUUGAUAUGGAAUUCUGAAGGGGAGAGGAUUGCCGGUGUAUCAGUAAGGGGAAGUAGGUUCUAUACUGUUCGUUGUUAGUUUGUUUCCAGUAACUGUUGUAAUAGAAUUAAAUUUAACUUUACAGGUAGAAUUGAAUUCAAAUAGUUAAUGUUCUUACUGUUGA